AUGGGUGACAUUCCUCAAAGUCCAUCGAGCUUCAGAAGUGCUCUUAGUUUCUUCAACAGCUUGGAUAGGCCCAAAGAUAGACCUCUAAUUCCCAAAAAAACUUUUGAGGUCAAGUUAGUUAUUGACGGUAUCCCAAAACAAUUAAUACCUAGAGCAAGAUUGAUCGGUAAACAAGAUGAUACUAACAAAACCAUCAUCAGAAAUAUUCCUGCUCAAGAUUAUCAAAAGCCACAAAUACCUCCAUCGAAUCAAGGCCCACUCACACCUGAUAUGGAAGCGAAACAAAUUCUAGAAGCUUUCAACAAGGAAAUUAAUUCGUUUAAUUUUUUCGAAAUUCCUCUAGACGCACUAGAAAGUGAUUUUUUAAAACAAACAUUAUCGUUGGCCAAUUCGGAUUUAAGUGAAAAAGUGUCUCCUAGAAAUUCGUAUGGAAUACCUGACAGAAUUAUUGAAAGAAAACAAGUGAGAAGCAGGACCAGGCAUCAUACUGAUGGUAAUGCCAGAAUAGAGGGUCAACAGCACUCUUUGAGAUACUUACCACCUAAAAAUGCUGAAGACAAGCCCCUUUGCUUCAAAUGCGAGAAAUAUGGAUACAUCUCGAAAUAUUGCUCCCAGAAUCAACCCUCAACUUCCUCUGAAGCACCUCAGACGAACCACAGCAAUAGCGGUUUUGGCGAAGGAAAAAUCAAGCCUUUGGGCAUAGCUAGAAAUGUUGAUAUAGGUUUAGACCAGGCGCAUGCUAGAACUGACAUUUAUGUAGUAUCAGAUAAUGUUUUAGAUAAUAUGCCAUUUUCGAUUGGACAACAACAAGAACAUAUUGUGAUAAUAUGA
Molecule: messenger RNA, 831 nt
Organism: Ceutorhynchus assimilis (cabbage seed weevil)
Lineage: Eukaryota; Metazoa; Arthropoda; Insecta; Coleoptera; Curculionidae
Source: the annotation of a GenBank genome assembly